Messenger RNA from Zingiber officinale, 2355 nucleotides. RefSeq lists its product as uncharacterized. Gene Ontology annotation, biological process: polyamine transport. Gene Ontology annotation, cellular component: periplasmic space. The transcript has 8 exons. The coding region runs from base 80 to 1924 and encodes 614 amino acids. NCBI's taxonomy places the organism in Eukaryota, Viridiplantae, Streptophyta, Magnoliopsida, Zingiberales, Zingiberaceae. Gene Ontology annotation, molecular function: polyamine binding. The record is from RefSeq and is a predicted model, not a curated record.
AUGGUAAACCUAUAUCUCUCUCGUAAUCCAUUUCCCCCAUCGACCUCGUGGUUUCUCUUCCGACGAAUUCGUUCCGUCCAUGGCUCUCUUCCAGCAGCUCCCUUCCACUCUCCACCCCGGCGUUCCACAUCUCGCACCUUCAUCUCUCCCCCUCUGGUUCAGUGCUCCGGGGAAGGCAAGGAAUGGCUGCUUUCCGCGAGCCGCCGCUGCCGCUGCCGCAGGCGCGUCGGGUGAAUCUGAGACCACUCCGUGCCGACGUAUUCUUCUGCCACUUCCUCUCUCCGAAACCCUUAGGAGGCACUCGGUGCUGGUCGUCCACCUUGCCGCUUCCGCUGCCUGCCUCAUCGGCUUCUGUGCUCGCCCGUGUGCACUUGCUUCGGUCAUAUUGGCUCCUCCUACUGCCCUCGCCGUGCCUGUGCAUGAAAUGGGGAACCCUGACACGGUCGUAGAAAAUACAACUGAGGAUGAGGAGUUGUUGGCAGCAUUGGAGGCUUGGAAAUCGAAGACAUAUGCUUUGACUGUACCCUUAAAAAUCGUGUCUCUCCGAGGAUCCCUACCGCCUUCAUGGAUUAAGGAUUUCAUUCAAGCCCAAGGAAGGAGAUUGAAACUGAGUAUUGAGUACCGUGGAGGUUUUGAAUCAAUCUUUUCUGAUUUGGCAGCAGUUUCAGAUAAAGGUCAUUUACAGCCAAAGUCGGCUAUGGCAGCUGACAUCAUUGCCAUUGGUGACUCUUGGCUGAAUUUUGCCAUCGCCAAGGAUUUAAUUGUGCCCAUUAAACACAUAGAAGAGCAAGAUUGGUUUAAAACUUUAAGUGACAAGUGGAAGGUUCAUUUAUGCAGGAAUGAUAAAGGGGAGUUGGAUCCUAAUGGUUGUAUAUGGGGAGCACCAUAUCGUUGGGGAACUAUGGUUAUAGCAUACAAGAAAAACAAAUUUAGAAAGCACAAUUUAAAGCCAAUUGAGGAUUGGAGUGAUUUAUGGAGAGAUGAGCUUGCUGGGAAGAUUUCAAUGGUAGAUUCUUCUAGGGAGGUCAUUGGUGCAGUAUUGAAAUAUAUGGGGGCUUCAUACAACACCAAAGACAUUGAAAAACAAGCUUCUGGAGGGAGGAAAGAAGUGCUACGUUGCUUAAGAGUGCUUCAGAGGCAGGUUCGGGUGUUUGACAGUGUUCACUACCUGAAGGCCUUUAGUGUUGGAGAUGUCUGGGUUGCCGUUGGAUGGAGCAGUGAUGUUAUUCCUGUUGCGAAGCGAAUGUCCAACGUCGCGGUGAUUGUUCCAAAGUCGGGUAGUAGUAUCUGGGCAGAUCUGUGGGUUAUACCUUCGGCUACAAGAUUCAAAACCGACCAAAUUGGCGGAAGAGUCAGAGGCCCAUCCCCACUCAUCCAUCAGUGGAUAGAGUUCUGCUUGCAGAUUGCUAGAGCACUGCCAUUCCAUCAGGAAGUCAUCCCAGGAGCUUCUCCCUUCGCCAUUGAACAUUUUCCAGGACCUCGAGAAUCCAUAAAAGGGAGGCCUAAACUUGACACAAAUCUUGUCGAUGGAGCACCAACACCUGAAAUACUAGCCAAAUGCGAGUUUUUAGAACCAUUAUCUGAGAAGGCAAGAGAAGAUUUUGAAUGGUUGAUUUCAAGCAUGGAUAAACCAGGUCGCAGUUGGGUUACUACCAUGCAAAAUUUCAGCUCUGCCUUACAAUUCCUGGAGAAGGAGCUUAAGAACACAGGAAGUCGAGCAGAAGACGCGGCUAGCGAGAAAGAUGACACGGGAAGAGAGUCUAUGAGCUCGGUGCGUUCGAGAGACGAGGUGAUCGCGGAAGAGUACACCGGUGGACGAGAAGAACAUACACGACGUUCGAGGGAUGAGAAAUCGGGAAGGAAGGUUGUUCAAGGAGAAGGUCAGGUGAGCCCUAUUCCGGAUGGUCGAGAUCACCCAAGCUAGCGGAGCCGGAGCAAAAGACCCGAAUCAAGAUGAGUUGAACCAAAGCAAAAGAACCGAACCGUAAAAAGUCAACUGGGUUGACUUAUGUGGUUCGAGCACCUGGAGCUUUUAUUGUGGUCCGAGCGCUCGGAACCAAUAUUUUAUCCACGACGAGGUGGAUGCUGAUCGAUGCGUUAGGGAUAAAGUUUUAUUCCUCGGGCGUCCGGAACCCUUCGAGACGCCCCGAACAGUGUUAUAAAUAUAACACUGAUUUUCACAGUUAGAACAACUUACUUAUAAUCCAUUUAUCAGUGCUUUACUUUUCUUCUGUGUUGUUAACGUUGUAAGAGGUUACUCUGUCCGAAGGAGAUCUUCAUAUAGUGUGUCUUAUUCUCCUUGGAUUAGCAAUCUUCUGAUUGCAAAUCAAGUAACUUCUCUGCGUCUAUUUUCUU